GGAGGGGGCGCGGCUUCCGGCUGCUCCCCCGCCUUUACGUCACUUCCCGCGGCCGCCGCGCGCAGUCACGAUGGAGGAGCUGGGGCUGCUGGGGGAGAAGGCGCAGGAUGAGCUGCCAGCUCUGGCCGCCCCCCGCCCGCCCCCCGGCCUCUCCUUCCUGGUGCCAGAACCUGAAGACCUGGAGGACCUCUACAGCCGCUACAAGAAGCUCCAGCAGGAGCUGGAGUUCCUGGAGGUGCAGGAGGAGUACAUCAAGGAUGAGCAGAAGAACCUCAAGAAGGAGUUCCUCCACGCCCAGGAGGAGGUGAAGAGGAUCCAGAGCAUCCCCUUGGUCAUCGGACAGUUCUUGGAGGCCGUUGAUCAGAACACCGCCAUCGUGGGGUCCACCACCGGCUCCAACUACUACGUGAGGAUCCUGAGCACCAUCGACCGGGAGCUUCUGAAGCCCAACGCCUCAGUGGCCCUGCACAAGCACAGCAACGCGCUGGUGGACGUCCUCCCACCCGAGGCCGACAGCAGCAUCAUGAUGCUCACGUCAGACCAGAAACCAGACGUGAUGUACGCUGACAUCGGGGGCAUGGACAUCCAGAAGCAGGAGGUGCGGGAGGCCGUGGAGCUUCCCCUCACCCACUUCGAGCUCUACAAGCAGAUCGGCAUUGACCCCCCGCGGGGUGUCCUCAUGUAUGGACCCCCUGGCUGCGGCAAGACCAUGUUGGCCAAGGCGGUGGCCCAUCACACCACAGCUGCCUUCAUCCGGGUGGUGGGUUCGGAGUUCGUGCAGAAGUACCUGGGGGAAGGUCCUCGCAUGGUGCGCGACGUCUUCCGCCUGGCCAAGGAGAACGCCCCGGCCAUCAUCUUCAUCGAUGAGAUCGACGCCAUCGCCACCAAGCGCUUCGACGCCCAGACCGGAGCUGACCGAGAGGUUCAACGCAUCCUCCUGGAGCUCCUCAACCAGAUGGACGGCUUUGACCAGAACGUCAACGUCAAGGUCAUCAUGGCAACCAACCGGGCGGACACCUUGGACCCGGCGUUGCUGCGUCCUGGCCGCCUGGACCGGAAAAUUGAAUUCCCGUUGCCCGACCGGCGCCAAAAACGUCUCAUCUUCUCCACCAUCACCGGGAAGAUGAACCUCUCCGAGGAGGUGGACCUGGAGGACUAUGUGGCACGGCCGGACAAGAUCUCAGGGGCCGACAUCAACUCCAUCUGCCAGGAGGUGGGUGACAGGGGGGGGACAAGGUGACACGGGUGCCACGUGCCUCCCCGACAGGGUGACAGGGAGGUGACAAGGGCGUUGUGUCCCUCCGUGGUGGCGUGUCCCACCACAGCAGGGUGAGGAGGAGGUGACACAAGUGCCGCGGGUGCCGCGUCCCUCCUGGUGGGGUGGCAAGGAUGUGAUGGGUGACAGCGGGGGGUGGCCUGGGUGCCACCUCCCAGCAGAGAGGUGGCAGGAGGUGACACGGGUGACAGGGUGCCACCUCCCUGCAGUGUGUUGGGGGUGGCUGGGGACGACCUGGGUGACCUGGUGGCAUGUCCCCAGAGCGGCUGGAGGGGACACGGGUGGCCUGUACCCGGGGUGGUGGAGGUGGCUGGAGGUGACACGAGUGGCCUGGUGGCCUGUCCCCAGGG
This is a messenger RNA of Tyto alba (common barn owl), 1626 nucleotides long. It is a transcript of the gene PSMC4, whose product is annotated as proteasome 26S subunit, ATPase 4. The transcript has 10 exons. Gene Ontology annotation, cellular component: proteasome regulatory particle, base subcomplex. The coding region runs from base 71 to 1240 and encodes 389 amino acids. Gene Ontology annotation, biological process: proteasome-mediated ubiquitin-dependent protein catabolic process. The record is from RefSeq and is a predicted model, not a curated record. NCBI's taxonomy places the organism in Eukaryota, Metazoa, Chordata, Aves, Strigiformes, Tytonidae. Gene Ontology annotation, molecular function: ATP hydrolysis activity; proteasome-activating activity; ATP binding.